This is a messenger RNA of Parastagonospora nodorum SN15, 1083 nucleotides long. RefSeq lists its product as hypothetical. Bases 1 to 1083 code for a protein of 360 amino acids. Lineage: Eukaryota; Fungi; Ascomycota; Dothideomycetes; Pleosporales; Phaeosphaeriaceae. The transcript has 2 exons. The record is from RefSeq and is a predicted model, not a curated record.
AUGGCAGCUCCCGGCAAUGAAUUCUUCAUCCAGAAGAAACUGUCCACGCCCGCCGCGCACCACACAUCCUUUGCGCAGCUGUGGGCCACGAAAUGGCGCAAACCCGCAGAAAUGGGCGUGUACCCGUUCAUGUUCGGCACGGCUGCGGAUUUCCUACCCAUCGUCGCAUCCCUGACUCAACGAGACGUAAAAGAGCCGUAUGACUGGGACGAAUACGCGCGGACCUUCUUCCCCACGGCGGAGAAAUUGAAAAAGGUUGCAGAGCAAGCGGAGAAAGAGGGGGAUGUGGAGAAAGCGAAGGGGGAGGGGGAUGUCGUUCCUGUAUACCACCUCGUCCCCGAGAGCGCAAAGCCCGUCCCGGCACUCAUAAUCCUCACGGGACUAGAUGGGUACCGCACUGAACUCGCCGUGUGGAUGGAAGGCUGGCGCCAAGUCGGGAUCGCGACUAUCGUGCUAGAAAUCCCGGGAACAGGUGAUUGUCCCGCAAACGCCAGCGACCCUACCUCACCGGAUCGUUUGUGGAGUAGUGUGCUGGAUUGGAUCGACGCGCAGGAAGGGUUGGACAGCAAGAAGACGGCGAUGUGGGCGUUUAGUACGGGCGGGUAUUAUGCGAUGCGCGUGGCGCACACGCAUCAUGAGCGGUUGGCGGGCGUGGUUGCGCUGGGGGGUGGGUGUCAUCAUAUGUUCGACCGCAGGUGGUUGGAUGAGGUGAAUCAUUUGGAGUAUCCGUUUGAUCUGGCGGAUACGUUGGCGUGGAAGUGGGGAUACGGGGAUGAUGUCGAGGCGUUCAAGCGUGAGGGAAUGGAGAAGUUUUCGCUGUUGAAGGACGGGACGUUGGAUAGGCCGGAGUGUGCGAGGCUGUUGCUGGUGAAUGGCACCGAGGAUGAGAUUUUUCCGAUUGAUGAUUAUUAUUUGGCGUUGAUGCAUGGGGCGCCCAAGGAGGCGAGGUUCGUGGAAGGAGUGAAGCACAUGGGCGAACCGGCGAGUUUCUUCAUCAUUUUGAAGUGGCUGUAUAAGUUGUUUGACAUUCAGGCAGACCCGGUAAAGCAGAUGCAGACGCUGCCGUUCAAGCCGAAGUAUUAG